AUGCCAGCGUGGACACCUUGGUGCACCUCAGACGGAACACGGAGCUCAUCAUGGACAGUGUCAUACUGAAUCUGGAUGCGCUGAACAGAGCGCUGGACCGUCUGGAGGAGCGCACAGAUCGCGUUCUUGCCCAGCUGCGGCAGUUCAUGCAGUCCAUUGAGGAUCUGGAUGAGUCGAAUGCGGCACGCUGGCAUGGCGGCUACGGCGAUCCAGAUGCCGCAAUUUAGGCAGCCUACCAGCUCGACUGCAAAUUGAACUGUUAUU
This is a messenger RNA of Drosophila subobscura, 264 nucleotides long. RefSeq lists its product as uncharacterized. The transcript is spliced from 2 exons. Bases 51 to 227 code for a protein of 58 amino acids. The record is from RefSeq and is a predicted model, not a curated record. Lineage: Eukaryota; Metazoa; Arthropoda; Insecta; Diptera; Drosophilidae.